Mus pahari (shrew mouse) is the source of this 978-nucleotide messenger RNA. RefSeq names its product mas-related G-protein coupled receptor member B2-like. Gene Ontology annotation, biological process: G protein-coupled receptor signaling pathway. Gene Ontology annotation, molecular function: G protein-coupled receptor activity. The record is from RefSeq and is a predicted model, not a curated record. Lineage: Eukaryota; Metazoa; Chordata; Mammalia; Rodentia; Muridae. Gene Ontology annotation, cellular component: membrane. The transcript has a single exon.
AUGGAUACAGACAUCUCAACCCUCGACAUUAACAUCAUAGCACUGAAUGGAAGCAGCUACACUAAUAGUAUUGAUUGUUUCUUCAAGAUCCAAGUCAUGGGUUUUCUUUCCCUCAUCAUUUCCCCUGUUGGGAUGGUACUAAAUUCCACAGUGCUGUGGUUUCUGGGCUUCCAGAUACGCAGGAAUGCCUUCUCUGUCUACAUCCUCAACCUGGCCGGGGCUGACUUUCUCUUCCUGCACUCCCAGUUUUUAUUUUACCUUCUUGCUAUCUUUCCCUCCAUUUCUGUCCAGAUCCCUCUCUUUUUUGAUGUGGUGACAAAAUUUGCUUAUCUUUCUGGCCUGAGCAUUCUCAGCACCAUUAGCAUUGAGCGCUGCCUGUGUAUCAUGUGUCCCAUCUGGUAUCGCUGUCAAAGACCGAGACACACAUCAUCUAUAACCUGUUCCUUGCUUUGGGCUUUGUCCCUGUUGAUUGCUCUUCUGGAUGGUGUGGGAUGUGGCUUACUGUUUAAUAGUUUUGAUAAGUCUUGGUGUUUGAGAUUUGAUUUAAUCAUUUGUGCAUGGUCAAUUGUUUUAUUUGGUGUUCUCUGUGGGUCCAAUCUCAUCCUACUUGUUAAGACCUUCUGUGGCUCCCAGAGGAUCCCUGUGACCAGGCUUUAUGUGACCAUUUCGCUCACAGUGUUAUUCUUCCUAAUCUAUUGUCUUCCCUUUGGAAUCUUCUGGAUUGUCCAAUGGAGUAAAACUUUGAUAUAUGUUGGAAUUUGUGAUUAUUUUCAUGAGGGACUAAUCUUAUCCUGUAUUAACAGCUGUGCCAACCCUAUCGUUUACUUCCUUGUUGGUUUUAUUCGUCAGCGAAAGUUCCAACAGAAGUCUCUGAAGGUGCUCCUUCAAAGAGCAAUGGAGGACACUCCUGAAGAAGAAAGUGAAGACAGGGGUCCUUCAUGAAAUCCAGAAGAACUUGAAACAGUCUGUAGCAACUGA